AUGGUGUUCAAUUUCUCCCCCUAUGGAAAAUCCCAUAAGGUCCAUGGUGUCAAAGACGAUUGGUACCCCGAAAGAGCCUACAGUACCCUACAAAAGUGUAAGGAUCAACAUCCAUUGCCCGAAGCCGUUCUGGAAGAUAUAGAUAAUGGCCGCAUGGAAGAUAGUCCAACGUUAAGACAACUUAUUUUAUGUGCCUCGAAAGCAUUUAAUGUUUAUACCACCGAACAUGGUUAUAAUGCGGAUCGAUUGGCUCAUGCACUCUAUCGAAUCGGAAUGAAUCGUACAUGUCGUCGUCAGGUGGCUAACGAAUGUGUUACGAAAUAUAAGGAUGUUAAACCGGAAGAUGAAAUGGCCUUCAACAUUAUUAAAUGUAUCAUAGAUAAGGAAGUUAGCCCUGAAGUGGUUGAGAGGGAUGGUCCACCAUCGGAAUGGAAAGGUUGUGAUAUAAGAGCGUGA
Messenger RNA from Musca vetustissima, 456 nucleotides. RefSeq lists its product as uncharacterized. The record is from RefSeq and is a predicted model, not a curated record. NCBI's taxonomy places the organism in Eukaryota, Metazoa, Arthropoda, Insecta, Diptera, Muscidae. The transcript has a single exon. Bases 1 to 456 code for a protein of 151 amino acids. Gene Ontology annotation, molecular function: odorant binding.